Molecule: messenger RNA, 1064 nt
Organism: Lates calcarifer (barramundi perch)
Lineage: Eukaryota; Metazoa; Chordata; Actinopteri; Centropomidae
Gene: faap24
Product: FA core complex associated protein 24
Exons: 4
Coding region: 150-803 (217 amino acids)
Biological process (GO): interstrand cross-link repair
Cellular component (GO): Fanconi anaemia nuclear complex
Molecular function (GO): chromatin binding
Source: RefSeq, a predicted model, not a curated record
ACAAGAAGAAGAGAUGUAAACAUUUUGGAGGCAAAAUGAAAUGUUACUCGGCUGAAGUUAAAGUUUUGACACGAUCCUGAGAGCGUUAAAUGAACACGUAGCUUAUACAACCGUAUUAAAGAGCUGAAACACUCGCCGUUUUUAGAAAAAUGGAGACCAAAGCUCCUGUUUUACUGAACGCGGUUCCUCCUUACGGACAUGUUAUUGCCAGCGAGAAAUGGAGAAACACGUCCCUCAUUCAAAGCUUGAAGGGUGGAGGUGUGAAGAUCCUCUUUGAGACUGAGCUCGGCGUUGCAGAUUUUCACCUCCCCAACAAAAGCUGCAUCCUGUACGUGUCCGAGUGCGACAUUAUAGCAGCAAACAGCUACAAGAGGAAACUGGUUCGCUACAGAAACGCCAGCAGCAGUUUCCAGCAGCUGGUGUUGGUGGAGAACACCCGACUGAGUGAGCAGUACUUCUCCGCUGUGCAGAAGUUUGUGGUGUUUGACCUCGGCCUGACUCUGCUGCCGGUCAGCGGGCAGACCGAGGCCUCACAGCUCAUCACUCAGAUGGUCCACGGGAACCGCAGGGAGAACCCCUUCAGGAGGACGAGCUCCUCUCGGCUGUUGGACCCGGCCGUCCUGGCUCUGGUGCAGCAGGUCCCAGGGGUGGGGAGGGUCAAAGCUCUGGCCCUGCUGCAGCGCUUCUCCAGCAUCCAGCAGCUCUGCAACGCCGCCCCCGUCGAGCUGGAGCCCGUCGUGGGUCAGGCAGCCGCUCAGCAGAUCCACAGCUUCUUCCACAAACCCACUGCUGCUGGAACAUGACGGUGCUCUGCAGGUUAGUUAUGAAGAUAUUAAAAUAAAAAACAAACACGUGAACGUCGAGGAAACGUAUAAGAAAAAUCAGAGCAUCUGCUUUUUUAGGAUUCAUCCUCUUGGGAACAUGAACACCUGUCCCAUCACGCCCCGUCCUGCUGCUAAAUUGAGUUUGGUCAUUGACGUUUUCAGCUGAUUUGCACUCUGCACUUUUGUCUUCACAAUAAAGAAAUAUCACUUUUUUGAACCCAAGUUUUUAUUCUGUAUUCC